Molecule: messenger RNA, 5978 nt
Organism: Ochotona princeps (American pika)
Lineage: Eukaryota; Metazoa; Chordata; Mammalia; Lagomorpha; Ochotonidae
Gene: MYT1L
Product: myelin transcription factor 1 like
Exons: 20
Coding region: 1-3573 (1190 amino acids)
Biological process (GO): regulation of transcription by RNA polymerase II
Cellular component (GO): nucleus
Molecular function (GO): RNA polymerase II cis-regulatory region sequence-specific DNA binding; DNA-binding transcription factor activity, RNA polymerase II-specific; zinc ion binding
Source: RefSeq, a predicted model, not a curated record
AUGGAUGUGGACGCCGAGGAGAAGCGCCAUCGCACACGAUCCAAAGGGGUCCGAGUUCCUGUGGAACCAGCCAUACAGGAGCUAUUCAGCUGUCCCACACCGGGCUGUGAUGGCAGUGGCCACGUUAGUGGCAAAUAUGCAAGACACAGAAGUGUAUAUGGUUGUCCUUUGGCUAAGAAAAGAAAAACACAAGAUAAACAGCCUCAAGAACCUGCACCCAAAAGAAAACCGUUUGCAGUAAAGGCAGACAGUUCCUCAGUCGAUGAAUGUUAUGAAAGUGAUGCUACUGAGGACAUGGAUGAAAAGGAGGAAGACGAGGAGGAAGAGUACUCAGAGGACAACGAUGAGCAAGGGGAUGAGGAAGAGGAGGACGAGGAGGUGGACAGAGAGGAAGAAGAGGAGAUUGAGGAAGAAGAAGAAGAAGAAGAUGAGGAGGAGGAGGAGGAGGAUGGAGAAGAUGUAGAGGAUGACGAUGAAGAAGAGGAGGAUGAGGAGGAGGAUGAGGAGGAGGAAGAAGAAAACGACGGCCACCAGAUGAGUUGUCACAGCACUCGAAUCCUGCAAGACGCGGAGAAGGACGACAACAACAACGACGAGUAUGAUAAUUACGACGAGCUAGUGGCCAAGUCACUGCUCAAUCUCGGCAAAAUUGCUGAGGACGCAGCCUACCGGGCCAGGACCGAGUCCGAGAUGAACAGCAACACCUCCAACAGCCUGGAGGACGACGGGGACAAAAACGAGAACCUGGGCCGCAAGAGUGAGCUGAGCCUGGACCUGGACAGUGAUGUCGUCCGAGAGACUGUGGACUCACUGAAGCUGCUGGCACAGGGGCACGGGGUCGUGCUUUCCGACAACCUCCAUGACAGGGGCUACAACGACAGUGCGUCCCAGCAGGACAGCCGGGGGGGCGUGAACUACGUCAUGCUGGGGAAGCCCGUCAACAAUGGGCUCGUGGACAAGAUGGUGGAGGAGAGCGACGAGGAGGUGUGCCUGAGCAGCCUCGAAUGCCUGCGCAACCAGUGCUUUGACCUGGCCCGCAAGCUCAGCGAGACCAGCCCGCCCGAGAGGAGUCAGCCGUCCAGCGUGAGCACCCGGCAGCACGCACGGCCUGAGGACGACUUCCCAGGGAGGACACCAGACAGGAGCUAUUCGGACAUGAUGAACCUCAUGCGGCUCGAGGAGCAACUGAGUCCCCGCUCUAGAACGUUCUCUAGCUGUGCAAAGGAGGAUGGGUGUCGUGAGCGGGACGACGACACCACCUCUGUCAACUCUGACCGGUCCGAAGAGGUAUUCGACAUGACCAAGGGCAACCUGACCCUCCUGGAGAAAGCCAUCGCCCUGGAGACGGAGCGGGCCAAGGCCAUGAGAGAGAAGAUGGCCCUGGAGGCCGGCCGGAGGGACAGCCUGCGGUCAUACGAGGACCAGUCUCCACGCCAGCUCUCUGGGGAAGACAGGAAGCCCAAAUCCAGUGACAGCCACGUCAAAAAGCCAUACUAUGAUCCCUCAAGAACAGAAAAGAAAGAGAGCAAGUGUCCAACCCCUGGGUGCGAUGGAACCGGCCACGUCACGGGGCUCUACCCGCAUCAUCGCAGUCUGUCCGGGUGCCCGCACAAAGAUAGGGUCCCUCCGGAAAUUCUCGCCAUGCACGAAAAUGUGCUCAAGUGUCCCACUCCGGGCUGCACAGGGCGAGGGCACGUGAAUAGCAACAGGAACUCACACCGAAGCCUCUCAGGAUGCCCUAUCGCCGCUGCAGAAAAAUUGGCAAAGGCCCAGGAAAAGCACCAGAGCUGUGACGUUUCCAAGUCCAACCAGGCCUCUGACCGAGUUCUAAGGCCUAUGUGCUUUGUAAAGCAGCUGGAGAUCCCCCAGUAUGGCUACAGAAACAACGUCCCCACAACCACGCCACGCUCCAACCUGGCCAAGGAGCUGGAGAAAUACUCCAAGACAUCGUUUGAGUACGGCGGUUACGACGGCCAUGCUUACGGCAAGAGAGCCAUAGCUCCCAAGGUGCAAACCAGGGAUUUGUCCCCCAAAGGAUAUGACGAUGCCAAGCGCUACUGCAAGAACCCCAGCCCCAGCCCCAGCAGCAGCAGUAGCUACGCACCCAGCAGCGGCAGCCUGAGCUGUGGUGGCGGCAGCAGCGCCAGCAGCACAUGCAGCAAGAGCAGCUUCGACUACACGCACGACAUGGAGGCAGCACACAUGGCAGCCACAGCCAUCCUCAACCUGUCCACGCGCUGCCGUGAGAUGCCGCAGAACCUGUCCACUAAACCUCAGGACCUGUGCGCCACGCGGAAUCCUGAUGUAGAGGUGGAUGAGAAUGGGACCCUGGACCUCAGCAUGAACAAACAGAGGCCGCGGGACGGCUGCUGCCCCAUCCUGACCCCCCUGGAGCCCAUGUCCCCUCAGCAGCAGGCGGUGAUGGGCACACGCUGCUUCCCCCUGAGCGAGGGUGACUGCUGGGACCUGCCUGUAGACUACACCAAAAUGAAGCCCCGGAGGAUAGAUGAAGAGGAUUCCAAAGAGAUCACCCCGGAAGACUUGGACCCAUUCCAGGAGGCUCUGGAGGAGAGGAGGUAUCCCGGGGAGGUGACCAUCCCGAGUCCCAAGCCCAAGUUCCCCCAGUGCAAGGAGAGCAAAAAGGACUUAAUAACUCUGUCCGGAUGCCCCCUGGCGGACAAAAGCAUCCGAAGCAUGCUGGCCACCAGUUCACAAGAACUCAAGUGUCCCACCCCUGGCUGUGACGGUUCUGGGCAUAUCACUGGCAACUACGCUUCUCAUCGAAGCCUUUCAGGGUGCCCCCGAGCCAAGAAGAGCGGCAUCCGGGUGGCGCAGAGCAAAGAGGACAAGGAGGACCAGGAACCCAUCAGGUGUCCAGUGCCCGGCUGCGACGGGCAGGGCCACAUCACCGGGAAGUAUGCCUCCCACCGCAGCGCCUCGGGGUGCCCACUGGCCGCCAAGAGACAGAAGGAUGGGUACCUCAAUGGCUCGCAGUUCUCCUGGAAGUCUGUCAAGACGGAAGGCAUGUCCUGCCCCACGCCGGGCUGUGACGGCUCUGGCCACGUCAGCGGCAGCUUCCUCACGCACCGCAGCUUGUCAGGAUGCCCGCGAGCCACGUCCGCCAUGAAGAAGGCAAAACUGUCAGGAGAACAGAUGCUGACCAUCAAGCAGCGGGCCAGCAACGGAAUAGAGAACGAUGAAGAAAUCAAGCAGCUAGAUGAAGAGAUUAAGGAGCUGAAUGAGUCCAAUUCCCAGAUGGAGGCUGACAUGAUCAAGCUUAGGACUCAGAUCACCACCAUGGAGAGCAACCUCAAGAGCAUCGAGGAGGAGAACAAGGUGAUUGAGCAGCAGAACGAGUCCCUCCUGCACGAGCUGGCCAACCUCAGCCAGUCCCUGAUCCACAGCCUGGCCAACAUCCAGCUGCCCCACAUGGAUCCAAUCAAUGAACAAAAUUUUGAUGCUUACGUGACUACUUUGACGGAAAUGUAUACAAAUCAAGACCGUUAUCAGAGUCCAGAAAAUAAAGCCCUACUGGAAAAUAUAAAGCAGGCUGUGAGAGGAAUUCAGGUGUGAACAGCUGCUCUAGAGCAAAGGAUGCCUCUUGUUUUGCAAGAAAGCGUUCUAUAUCCAUUCCUGUCUGAAGCAGUGUGAUGCUUACGAGACUUCAUAAUGGUUUCACGUCUUGCUUUAAGGAUAGCACCUGCAGACUAGUUUUGGAAUACAUUCACAUUUUGUACGUUUUCAUAUAAGCUGACAUAGUGUGAUAUGCCAUGUAAUGUUUAUAGCUGCUAUUGUAUGCACAUUUGGGGGUAUAUAUAUUUCUGAAGAGGUAAGCGGAUCAAAAUAAAUAGAGUGUAAAUUCUUUUUAAUGCUUUAGUGAGUAAAUGUUUUAGUAUUUUGAACUGAAAUGGACAAAAAGGAAAAAAAUGAAAAAAAAAACCCACACCCACAGCUUUGGAUGAUCAGGCGUGGCCCCUGUGGCCACGUGUUAAACACUAUCAUUUUGCCUCAUGUUGGAGGACUUUUAUGGAACUUAAGAAAUACAUUUUGUGUGCAUAUUGUUUCAUAGCAGGAAUUGGUUGCAAAAAAUGCUUUAUUUUUGAACAAUGCCUGGAAAUAUUAUGUGAUGUUUUUGUUUGUUUGUUUUAGGAGGAUGGUGUAUGGUGGGGGCAGUAAGUGAGGUUUUUUGCAUUCCAAGGAAAUGGCAUGUGGAUUAACUGUAAGACAUGAAAUAAGUAAUUUAUUGUAAGACAACAUCAAGCCAUGGAAACUUGGCGGAAGACUCAAAGCAGCUCCAACAGCACUUGUCAGUUAGCUCACUGUGGACACUGCUGUUAGCACAGGGGCUUGUCAGAGGCGGACGCCACGAAGAUCUCCCUUCUCAUUUUCAAUAAACUCUGGAACAGCCUCUCUUAUGUCCCUAGGGUCCGUGCCCCCAACCGUCUGUUCUCGCACUGUAGCUCACCUUCCAGAAUCUGUGUGGUUUUCCAUCUAAGCGGAAAGAUGGUUACGAGCGCUUAUUUCCCCUCCUCACACUUAAAAAGGCCCCCUUCUUGUUGUUGUUGCUAUGAUUUCACACUUGAGGGAUCAAGGCGAAUGACUGUGAGCAUUCGGGUUCCUGGUGAGAAAGGGAUUUGGUGGAAUUUCUCGCCCAGCCCCUGCCCCAAGCGUGACUUUGACCAAACGCUCCCACCACGACGCUUAGGGGCUGCCCUGGGGUGGAGGCCAGUUGGCCAUAGAGCAUUCACAGCGCCUGGCUUGGUCAACCUGUGACCUACUCUAAGAAUGAAUGCAAUCAGAGUUUAAUAGUAACUAAAUAUACUUCAGCACUUUUUUUGCUUUAAACUAGAUCAUCUUAGACUUGUUUGUACCUUUCAGAUUUGAUUGUUUUACUCCAAAUGACUGCACUAUAUGUAUGCAUAAGACCACUUUGGACUCCUGCGUGUCCUCUGCGGGGUCCUUCGAAGAUGUGUUGUGUUUUCUGAUGUUGACUUGAUUUCCAUUCGGUAGCAUCUCUUCCUUCCAUGUCUUGAUGUUAUGCAGGAAGUACAAAAGUACUUUAAAAUUUUGUUAUGAAAUAAAAAAGAUGGGUUUUGUAAAAAUUUAAAAAAAUAUUUUUAGCAGAACAGGACUUACAGGGUCAUUGUCCCCGCAAUGUGCCAGCCGACUAUUUGCACUUCCCUUGUCCUAUAUCCGUACGGAGGUGUGCAAUUCCUUGUGACGCUGAACCUGGAUGGUUAUAGAGGAGGCCCACUCGGCUGACCGCGACGGUUGCUAAGGGAGACUACAGGGAUCUCACGACAAAUACUCUGAUACAAUACUCAACCUCGGUAUAUAUAUGUACAAAGAGAUGUAUAUCCCAGCGGCACUUUAUAUCCUGCUCACUGUACAAAGCUUGCAGUUUUCCGCGAGGACUCGAAGCACCAGCUGGGGAAGGGCGUGUCCUGACUCGGGGUUCUGCAGCAUCCUCUCUGUACAGCGCCCUCUUUCUGUUGUGCGAUCAGCCGCAGCUGCCACGCUCCGAAUUGCCUUCAGAGAGCUGAAGCAAGGUGCUCGACGUCACGAGAUGCCAUAUAUAUAUAUAAAUAAAUUAUAUACAUAAACACACGUAUAUAUAUAUAUAUAUAUAUGGUCUGGGGCCCGGCCCCAGGAGGGCCCCUGUCCGUAGCGGCAUAUGCAUUUGCCCACAGCGUCGUCUGCAGCUUUUUUGCCGAUAUAUUAAUGCUUUUAGUAGAGUAAUAGGUAGUUCCGUUUUGGAUUCUUGUUAUCACCUAUGUACAAUGGAAGGGGGAUUUGAAGCACAACCUGCUGCUCAUGUAACGUUGGUCCAUAAUAUCCAAUCAGAAGUCACCGUGACUGUUAUAUAGGGUCACAAGUGUCACACAUUAGAAUGCUGACCUUUCAUAUGGGAUUAUUGUGAGUCAUCAGAGUUUAUUUAUUAUAACUUAUUGUUCAUAUUCAUUUCUAAGUUAAUUUAA